UCGUGAGUGGAACCGCGUAGUAGUACGCUCGACGUCAGCGUGGACGUUCGACGUUUCCUCUCGAAUCUCUUCGAUUCCUGCGACGUGUUUUUCCCAUCCUUCCACUCCCUACGUUCCCUAUAAUUAUUUGCUCGUCCACUCAGAAUCGCGAUAACCAUAUUUAUUCCUUGUAUUUAAUAUUAAAUAAUCCAAUAUCAAACUUAUCCUUCGAGUAUUCCGUCAAACUCGUCUAAUUUGGGAUUAUCGUAGUAACCAGUUCCUUCUUACCAUAAGCUAGUAUUAUUUGGAGUUAUACGUGUCGUGAUCGUACGAACGUCGAGAUACCGUGUUUUCGUGGAACUGUUGAGUGAUCGGGUAGUGAUCGUUUCUGUUUCGAACGUGGACAUCGACACGUACGCGAGACGCGGAAGAACGUCGAUGUGCAGUGAGUUAAUUAAUCGCGAGACUUAUUCUGGAGGGUUCUUCCCUGCUUGAGCGACUUUUGGAACUUUCCGCAGACGCGAGGAGACUUUUUCACGGACAAUGGGAACAAUGAGGAACAAUUUCGCGGUGGUCUUUGUGCUCCACAUCCUGAUGCACUCGACGAGUCAAUCCCUUUCGCUACGCGGCACAAACGGAAAUUCCUCCAAGAGAAACAGUCUGUCCGGCGCUUUAACCCUCGAGCCGCGAUCCACGUCCUCCACAAUCUACGAAUGCCUGUUCGUUGAUCCCGAUCUACCAGCUUGCGACGUCAAAUGGAUGCUGAACUCGAUCGAGGAUCUGACAAGUAGUCCAAAUUCUUUCAACAAAGAUACAAUGCAACGCUCGAGAAGAAACGUCCACGUUCCACCCACGAUGGACGUCGUAGUUUAUACUAUCGAGGGCUGUCUACCACCUAGGAUACCCUUUUCAAUGCCUUCCUGCGAGGGAAUUUCCCUGGACAGAAUCGUAGAUGUACAGAAAUUCCGUCCCUUCACCGUGAAAGGAGUGACAAAGCCACCGUUCGUGUUUCCGAAAUUCAAUUAUUCUCGAUGGCUGAGCAUGAUGACGCGGUUGCGGAAUCAUGUUUCGUCUAAAACACGAAACGAAAAACGCGUUUUCAAAGAAGCUUCCUUCGAAUCGAUUCAGGAUCGUAUGGAAGGGCUGAUGACCGCGGCCACGACGAAGGCAACGACACCGAUCGCAAUUGCGGCUAAUAUAAGCCAUACAAACGGGUCGUCACCGAACACGUUCAUUCCCAGCAAUGCCAAUUCCACCGAAUCGGUCGAUCAGCCACGAAGAACACUCGAGAACACAUUCAAUACUGGAAAAACCCUGUCACAAACGCCGUCUUUUGCAAGUGUAGACAAUCCUCCAAUCCUGCAAUUCCAUGACAAAAUAAACUCAAUGAAAUUAUUGUCUAAAGAAUUCCACGAUCGUUCGAAGAUCAAUGUUGCUGAUCAAAGACUACACGAAAUUCCGGAAACUCCAGCAAUUCCGGCAAUUCCGAACGAUAAGGUAGUAUACGAACGCAAGACGAUGGAGGAACCUGUGAAUGAAAUUUUGAAUUAUGACAAUUCCAAGAAAUUCCAGGAAUUGAUCUCCAACGCGCGGACGAACAGAGAUAACAGUGGAAUUGUUCACGAUUUUCCAGUCACGAAGAAGAAUGUCGGAGCGUUCAGAAGAAAGAGAGAGAUAAUGAUAUCAGCUUCGGCGCAGGAAAUUACCGACGGGACAGAAACUCGUGGAAUUGCAGGUCAAACGAUCGUACAAAAAUUAAGGCAUAAUGGAGAAAAUUUGAGUUCGAUGACGAACCAGUUUGCUACCUCUAAAAGUCAAAAGAAGCAGUUUAAAAGCUUAAAUGUUAUCGACAUUGAUACCAGCGAAGACGUUUCGAAUAUCGCAAUUCCAAGUUACAGUAAAGUAUCUAACGUUGCAUCUGUAAAUAACGAUUUUUAUGGUAAGACCGAUAGCUCGAAAUCGACAUGGCAGAAAACCGUGUCGCCAGAAACAGCGUCGAGAAUGAAGUACCGAAAUCGCGUGGAAUCGUCGUCGUUUAGAAGACAGUAGUACGUAUAAGAAAACGUUUCGAUCGAAAGACUAGGUUAAAACGAUACAUUGAGGGAAGAACGUAGAGGUAAGAAGAGAUUAUGAUAAUCCCAAGUAGACUACGGAACUGUGCACGAUCAAACUGUCAAGUGGGAACUUAUUUUUCGAAGAACAAUAUUAACGUUAUCAAUCGGCAACAAUGUUCUCUGGUUCUUCAAUAAAGGAUUAAGAAAUUGCGAAUGAUCGAGGAUUCGCAAAACGAAACGACUUUGAACGAUAUCGAAUUGAAUUCGCCAGAAUUCCGGCAAAAAUUUCCUUUACUUUUUAUUUUCAUAAACGUUAAGGUUUUUCGUUUUAAGAAGACGAGAAAUGAGACUUCGAUGCAUGCACCUGCAAUUUCUACCAUAAAUUCGAUAAGUGUGACGAUUAAAAUUGUGGAGAUUCGGCUUUACAUCUCGUUAUUUCAUCGAGACCUCGAAUGGUCGCGUUGUGAUUAACGCUUUGCCAAUUGGGGUUUUCACAGCUCGAAGAAUUCGAAUAUUUGCGCGGCAAAUAAUCUGUAAAUUAAUCGUCUAACAUGGAAUUUAUAAGAAAUUUAAGCGAGAAACCAAUAUUGGAAUAUUCUCACCUUAUGUAUCAAACUUUCACGGGAACAAUACGGUACACACAAUAUAAUACAAAUACGAUGUAUUAAAACCAGAAAUAAUGUCCUCGUUACUAACGAUUAUAGUAGGUCCAACAAUAUAGUGAAGUUGUAAAAUUGCGUUAAUAUGAUAUAACAUAUUCUGUUAACGUGAUAGAAUAUUUCGAUUAUCCACGCGGAAUUUAUAACAAUUUUACACGAAAUAGGAAACCGCCAUCGAUCGUUACAGAAUUAGUCAACAAUAACAUAAUUUUGAAUACAUACAAUUUACAACCGCAGCAUAUCGUUGAACGUACUUAUGCUUCGCUGUACGAUUGGCAAAGCGUUGACGCGAUAUCAAGAGGAAAAAUCACAAAAUAAAUCGUAGAUCGUAAAAAUCGCCCGUCACCUUCUCGAGAAAGCUUCAACGUGACGGAAGCAAUAGGGUAAAUAUUCGCCAGAGGAAUCCGUUGUCCUCGAUCCUGCUUGAAAUUUGGAACGAAAUUUGUCAACGAAGACGAGCUGACAGAUUGAAAAGCUGUAGGGUUAAAGCCAGACUCGUGGAUACCGACGCUCUUUUAUCUUUUUUCUUCUCCUUCUCACAAUUUUCCUCUUUCCUCUCCUUUCUUCUUCUCUUCGUCCAUUCUCCAAUCCUGUCUAUGCAUGGAAAAACGUCUCGACUCGAUCCCUUGUUCCGAUAAAUCGCGCCAGUUUCCACCGCGGAAGGCAUGAGAAUAUCUCCUCCCCCUUGAGUUUCACCUCGAAUCCCGUGAAUACGAAUGGUAAUUACUAGACUGCAAAUUUUUAUGUAUGCGCAGGAAAUUUCGAAGUAUAAAAUCGAACAAAAUCCGCGUAAUAUGCAAAAUAUACAAAAUAAAUGAAAAACAUAUAUGGAUAAAAAAUAUAUAAAUAUUCAAAAUAGUAUAAUACUUGGUACGAUGUUGAUAGCGACUAUAAAAAUAUUUAUUAGGCCACUUUUAUACGUACUAGUUGAUUAGAUUCAAAUGUAACAAAUUCCAUAUCAUUUAAUAGUACAUUCGUAUAAUUACGAAAAUUUAGUAAUAUGCAAAUGAAGCGUAAGACCUAUUGAAAAAGUAUGUCUCGUCCGAAAAUAAGCUAGCGUAGAAAUAAUUUUUGCAAGCAUUGUAGCGCAUGAACCAAAUUUCUACAUUGGUUCACGUUCAUAAAAAUAUAAAUUUGCAUAAGAAUCUGCAUUCUUCGAUAGCUAUUACCUUCGAUCGCGUCCUUUCAUCGAUCGUGAUUUUUCUUUGAUCAAACGGUCGGUGUCCAUACUGUUCAUUUAUUGGUGUCAUUCAUCUCGAAUUAGGCACACGUAUCUCGUCUUCGUUGAUCUCAGGAGACAAAGAAACACGGACGUGGAACGUAGGUUAGAUUACGCGCGAUGACUUCGUUAAUCGAAUUUCUGAGCUCGAGAGUUUUUAAGCUUCAUUUUGAUGUUAAGAGCAGUAGGAUGACAUUCAUAUGAACAUGUUGGACAAAUCUAGAAUUUCUCCUUCAGAUAGAUGGAUAUAAUUGGUAAAAGAAAUUCAUGCAAAUCGGAUACUAAAAGUUUGUUCGAAUCAAUGGAGUUCUACUGUAUGAUAUUAAUAGUACAUAUAUAAUGUGAUACGUAAACUAAGGCGACAAAGUGAUAACGCAUAGAGGGAUAAUUGCUAAGCGACUGUCUAUCGACUAGGAGUAGAUAUAGCGCAACUUUUAACCUCUUAGCCUACACGCUAUCUGCCGAUCGCGUGAGCCAUAGUAGGCAAGAAGUUGGGUCGUGCACCCUUGGGUCGUGUGCCCGAACUGGCGCAAAAUGUACACUUUCUAUGACAUGCAUAUUUAGGGGCUACAAAAGGGAUUGUGAAAUAAUAAACAACGUUUGAGGACAAAUGGUGUUUUUAAGACGUCUAGGGCGUAAUCAUGAUCAAUUGAUCAGUUAACAAAAACAAUUGAUUAUUUCAAAGUGGAUAAUGAAUCAGUAGCAAUUUGUAAAUUACCACGAGUCAGACACGUGGGUUCCGUUUAUGGCAUAAAUUCUUUACUACGAGUCUGACACGUAGUUUUCGCUUAUGGCACAAAUCCCUUACAACGAGUCUCCCUCGACGUUAUAGGCUAAGGGUUUAACUUAACGCGCGCGCGAUGCGCACGAGGUAUCGCAAGUUUCGACAUUGCGAUUUUAUUUACUGCUGUAUGUAACGUAAGACGGCUUGAAUAAAGCGUACUACAGAAUAAA
Molecule: messenger RNA, 4865 nt
Organism: Bombus pyrosoma
Lineage: Eukaryota; Metazoa; Arthropoda; Insecta; Hymenoptera; Apidae
Exons: 6
Coding region: 523-2028 (501 amino acids)
Source: RefSeq, a predicted model, not a curated record